AUGUCUCAGGAGCUUGUCUGGGAUGGUUUCCUGGGGCUUCCACAAAUUCGGGGAUGCAGAAGAGCCCCGAGGAUACCUUCCCCAUACUGUAAGAGCGAAGCUGCAGGCACUAAACCGCCACACUCUCCUCACAAAGCCAGGUACAUCUGUGGUAGUCAAGAGUUUUCCCCUUACCCCAAGCUUCUGCAAUCUGGUUGUCAGGGAAUUCUGAUUUUUUUUUUUCUCUCCCCUUUAUACCAUUUCAGAUUUGGGAUCAUGGAACUUUUCGUGAAAAUCGUGUCAAAGGAAGUAAUGAAGGCAGAUCAUUUACCCAAGGUUGUUCAGAGAAGUGAACCCCAGCGAGUCACUGACAGAACGUUUUUCAUUGAUGGUUCCAACCAGGGUUUGAAAACUAUCCCGUCAGACAUUUUGGCAUUAAAAGAAUUAGAAGAACUGCAUCUGGAGAACAACCAGAUUGCUGAAAUUCCCCCGGACAUUCAGCACUUAAAGAAUGUCAGGGUCCUCUACCUGUACAAGAACAACCUGCAGUGUCUGUGUCCAGAGCUGGCGUCGAUGAUCAGCCUGGAGUCGCUAGACCUGAGCAGCAAUCCGCUGCUCUAUUCCUCGCUGCCGGUACUCAGCUGCCUCCGCACCCUCCGGGAGCUGCGGCUCUACCACACCGGCCUGAAAGAGGUUCCCACUGUGAUCUGCAAAUCCCUGCACCACCUGGAGCUGUUCGGACUGUCCGGGAACCACCUGGAAUCGCUGCCCAGGGAAAUCGUGAACCAGACCAAGCUCAGGGAGAUCUACCUGAAACAGAAUCAGUUCUCGGUUUUCCCUUGCGACCUCUGUGCCCUCUUCAGCCUGGAGGUGAUCGAUCUGGACCACAACAAGCUGAAGGCCAUCCCGGAAGAAAUCGGGCAGCUGGUGAAGCUGCAGAAGUUGUACUUGGCGGCUAACUACCUGCCCCUUCUACCGGAGUCUCUGAGCCAGUGCAGCAAGCUGUCGGUGCUGGAUUUGACCCACAACCUCCUCCACUCCCUCCCGCCAACCCUGGAAGUUCUCACAGAGCUCAGGGAGGUCGGGCUGAGCGAGAACCGCCUGGAGAAGGUGCCGCGCCUCCUGUGCCGCUGGACGUCGCUGCAGCUGUUGUACCUGCGUAACACCUGCCUGCGCGGGUUGCGGCGCUCCUUCAAGCGCCUGGUUAACUUGCGCUUCCUGGAUCUCAGUCAGAACCACAUAGACCACUUCCCGGGGCAGAUCUGCGCGCUCAGGAACCUGGAGAUCCUGGCGCUGGACGAUAACAAAGUGGGACAGUUACCAUCAACCAUGGGCUCACUUAUGAAACUGAAGGUACUUGGACUCACAGGGAAUGACUUUUCAUCCUUCCCGGAGGAAAUCUUUUCCUUAGUGUCUCUGGAGAAAUUAUACAUUGGACAAGACGAGGGAUGCAAGAUUUCCUAUGUGCCAGAAAACAUCAAAAAAUUGCGGAAUCUUAAAGAACUAUAUAUAGAAAACAACCUCCUUGAGCAGCUGCCUACAUCCUUGGGGUUAAUGCCAAACCUGGAAGUUCUCGAUUGUCGGCAUAAUCUUCUUAAGCAACUCCCAGAUGCCAUUUGCCAUACUCAAGAGUUGAGAGAGUUGCUGCUGGAGGACAAUUUACUCACGCGCCUCCCGGAAGACCUUGACCACCUGAUAAAUCUUAAGGUCCUAACACUGAUGAACAACCCCAUGGAAGACCCUCCAAUGGAAGUGUGUGCCCAAGGCAAUGACGCCAUAUGGAAAUACCUGAGGGAAAACAGAAUUAGGAAAAUAAUGGCCACAAAGAUUCAGGCAUGGUGGCGUGGAACCAUGGUGCGGAAAGGAUUUGGGUCUUUUGAAGAGCUACUAAAAGCCCGAAAAAAAGGGAAAAACUCCCCAAAAGAUAAGAAAGGAAAGAAGGCUGCAAAAGGGAAACCUGCAAAAGGGAAUAAGAAAUAAUCGUGGAAAUGAAUGAGUGAAG
Molecule: messenger RNA, 1981 nt
Organism: Phodopus roborovskii (desert hamster)
Lineage: Eukaryota; Metazoa; Chordata; Mammalia; Rodentia; Cricetidae
Gene: Lrriq4
Product: leucine rich repeats and IQ motif containing 4
Exons: 6
Coding region: 1-1959 (652 amino acids)
Biological process (GO): hormone-mediated signaling pathway
Cellular component (GO): plasma membrane
Molecular function (GO): protein binding
Source: RefSeq, a predicted model, not a curated record